Pectinophora gossypiella (pink bollworm) is the source of this 918-nucleotide messenger RNA. Its product is annotated as SUN domain-containing protein 2-like. Gene Ontology annotation, biological process: nuclear envelope organization. The record is from RefSeq and is a predicted model, not a curated record. Gene Ontology annotation, molecular function: protein-membrane adaptor activity. Gene Ontology annotation, cellular component: nuclear envelope. The transcript is spliced from 4 exons. Lineage: Eukaryota; Metazoa; Arthropoda; Insecta; Lepidoptera; Gelechiidae. Bases 1 to 918 code for a protein of 305 amino acids.
AUGGAGUAUGAGACGGGUGGGUGUCUGCGCGGGUUGUUCCGCUGCUUCGUGUGCGUGUCGCUGGCUACCCUGCUAGGGCUGCACGUGUACGGGUACUUCUGGGGCCCGGCCUCCGACGGCUUCGACGGCGACUUCAGCGAUAUCAAAUAUGUCGUCAUGCAGCUCACGAGAGGGCUAUCUGAGGUGAACCGCAAGCACGAGAACCUAAAGACCGAGAUGGACCGCAUCUCAUCAGCUCUACCAUCAGUAGCGGCGGCGGCGGGCCGCGCGCGGGAGUCGCUGCAGUCCACCUGCUGUCGGAACACCAAGUCCAUCGACGUACAUGACUUCGAUCGACAGGUCACAGACUUCGCGCUAGAAUCAGCAGGCGCCAGAAUCAUAGACACGGGUGACACAGUGGAGCACAUACUGUAUGAGUCCCCGGUGGGGUACGCGCUGCACGUGCUCGCCUCCUGGCUGUGCCGCGGCCACGAGUGUCUCAACGCGCGCGUCAUGCUGCGGCCCGGGUCGCUGCCGGGGGAGUGCUGGGCCUUCAGGGGAGCCACGGGUGAAGCCACCAUCCGCCUGCUCGGGACUGUGCAGGUCACGGGCGUUAGCCUCGAACAUAUACCCGCACACAUUUCGCCAACCAAGGAUAUAUCUUCAGCUCCGCGAGUCUUUACGGUGGAAGGCCUAGAAUGUCGCGGGGAACCGUUCCCGCACGACUUUGGAACCUUCGAGUACAUCAAGGACGGUCGACCGAUCCAGUACUUCUCAGUCACCAACCCCGUCGCCAAGGGUUUCAACAUGAUCAGGCUACGGAUAAUAUCCAACUGGGGACACCCUGUGUAUACCUGCGUCUACCGGUUCAGGGUGCACGGUGAACUCUUACCAGGACAAACGCCUAUCGAAGACGACAUGCGAAUAGAUAACGAAUAA